AUGUUUGAAAAAGAUGCAACCGACGAGUACAACAACCCAUUGCCAGAGAAGCAAUUAGACGACCGCACCAUUUACUUGUCUCGAAAUAACUACGGACCGCUUACUCAACCAACGGGUAUCAUACAGCUUGUUGAUUUUGAUCUUGCUGUCCGUUCAAUGCCUGGAAAGUUGUACUAUGGCGCGAUUCAAGGAGAGAAAUACCGAGCACCAGAAGUCAUCCUCAACUCUGGGUACAGCUACUCCGCGGACAUCUGGAGCCUUGGGCCCUUUGACUCUUGGGGACGGGACGGCACACGAUGA
Molecule: messenger RNA, 300 nt
Organism: Fusarium musae
Lineage: Eukaryota; Fungi; Ascomycota; Sordariomycetes; Hypocreales; Nectriaceae
Exons: 2
Coding region: 1-300 (99 amino acids)
Biological process (GO): protein phosphorylation
Molecular function (GO): ATP binding; protein kinase activity
Source: RefSeq, a predicted model, not a curated record